UAAACUUUUGGGGGGGUGGACUGAUUUGUUGGUGGAAAAAGGUCAGUUAUUAAAAUAUACAGGUCCAUCAUCAUUCCUCCAUUCUUUCUAUCUGGUUCAAGAUGUUCAAGUGUGGCCUGAAGAGGGAUGUGGUCUGAAGAGGGGUGUGGUCUGAAGAGGGAUGUGGCCUGAAGGGGGUGUGGCCUGAAGAGGUUUUCUAACCCCCCCACUUUAGGAAGCACACAAAGAUGAACAGUCAGCUAGAAUGCAGUGUAGCCUGUUAAACCUGUCUGGUGAUGACAACACUAAAGUUACUUACAGCUUCUGAUCAGUAAUGUAACAGGUGGGUUAGAAUCUGAUCCUCAAUCUGAUCUUAGUCCUGACUCGGGGAAGAACAGGUGGGUUAGAAUCUGAUCCUCAAUCUGAUCUUAGUCCUGACUCGGUGAAGAACAGGUGUGUUACUGUCAUACAGCCUCCAUUUUGACUGAGACACAGAGGAGACUUGCGAGACAGCAGAGUGACACAACACACAACUACAAUCAGUACACAAGAACCUCAGCUCUCUUCCUCUCCUCCCUGUCUGCUACGGUGGGCUCCUCUCCCCCUAUCUGCUAUGGGGGGCUCCUCCUCUAAGAAGACUGUAUUUGGGGGGAGAAAGAAGAAACAGGACUCAGUGUUGACCUGGAGUGAACUGAAGGGGGCACUAUCCAGUAAGAAACAGAAGAGAAGCAUCAUUAUUCCUCCUCUGGACAAACUGUCAGUGGAUAACCUGAAGAGGGAGGUCCUUACUCCCAAUAAUACGUUUUCAGUGGCCGGGAAGAGGAAGGAGUCGCUGUCAAUCAAGAGGCUGUCAUUGGGUAACUCUAGGAAGGAGUCAGUGUCACCGAAGUCUCUCUCUCUGGGUAAGAGGAAGAAAGGAGAGCAGAAGAUAUUCUCUCUGCUUAACACCAAGAAGGAAUCACCUCCUCCACCACCAGCCAAAAAUAAAUUCUCUCUGCUUAACACCAAGAAGGAAUCACCUCCUCCUCCACCAGCCAAAAAUAUAUUCUCUCUGCUUAACAUCAAGAAGGAAUCACCUCCUCCACCACCAGCCAAAAAUAUAUUCUCUCUGCUUAACACCAAGAAGGAAUCACCUCCUCCACCACCAGCCAAAAAUAUAUUCUCUCUGCUUAACAUCAAGAAGGAAUCACCUCCUCCACCACCAGCCAAAAAUAUAUUCUCUCUGGUUAACAUCAAGAAGGAAUCACCUCCUCCACCACCAGCCAAAAAUAUAUUCUCUCUGCUUAACACCAAGAAGGAAUCACCUCCUCCACCACCAGCCAAAAAUAUAUUAUCUCUGCUUAACAUCAAGAAGGAAUCACCUCCUCCACCACCAGCCAAAAAUAUAUUCUCUCUGCUUAACACCAAGAAGGAAUCACCUCCUCCUCCACCAGCCAAAAAUAUAUUAUCUCUGCUUAACAUCAAGAAGGAAUCACCUCCUCCACCACCAGCCAAAAAUAUAUUAUCUCUGGUUAACAUCAAGAAGGAAUCACCUCCUCCACCACCAGCCAAAACGAUAUUCUCUCUGGUUAACAUCAAGAAGGAAUCACCUCCCAAAGAGAGAUUAUCCCUGGCAAAUGUUAACCCCUUACUUUAAACCUGACCUCGGCCCUGGACAGAGAGACGGAUGGAUGGACAGGCAAGCAGACAGGACAGACCGGUGGACAGAGAGACAGGUGGAUGGAUGGACAGACAGUCAGAGAGACCGGUGGACAGAGAGAGACAGGUGGACAGAGAGUGUUUAACUUCUAGUUUGUGUCUUUAUUCUCGUUCCUAGCAGCAUCAUAAAGACAGACAUGAUCAAGCGAUGGCCGCCGCCAGGCAUAACCAAGCGAUCAGGCAGACAGACACAGAUUAGGAAUGUGUUCAUUUUUCUGGCUUUAUUUAGAGAUGUUUUGGUACAAAAAUAAAACUAAAAAACAGUAACAGAUUUUUUUAAAUGAAAGAGAAAAAUAACAGCUUCUCAACAUGUAGUCUGUAAUUUGGGGAAAUUAUUUUUAUGGUGAAAAAUGUUUUCAUAUGUGCUUAUGAAAAUAAUGCAUAUUAACAGGCAUAUUUCAAUAUUCAUAACCAGCAUUUCCCUUUUAUAGUUUCUCAGUUAUAAACAUUUUCCCUUUUCAGAGAUGAUUUCAGCCAGUAAUGGUGAGAGUUGGGGUACGUACCAGUAAUCUCUCCUUAAGGGUGCACCCGUUCACUACAGAGUCAGAGAUGGACAGACAGUCAGAGAGAGGGAGAGAUGGACAGACAGUAACAGAGAGACCGAUGGACAGACAGUAACAGAGACAGAUGGACAGACAGUAACAGAGAGACCGAUGGACAGAC
Messenger RNA from Oncorhynchus mykiss (rainbow trout), 2340 nucleotides. The record is from RefSeq and is a predicted model, not a curated record. NCBI's taxonomy places the organism in Eukaryota, Metazoa, Chordata, Actinopteri, Salmoniformes, Salmonidae.